UUUAUUUAUAGAGGCAUCCGGUGCCGGCCACUUCCGGGACGGAAAAGUUGGGGAAGAAACAGGAUGAGAUGGAUGGGGAGGUGAGAGAAUGAGGGGUAGUUUUGGAAGAACAGUAUUAAAAUAUUCAAAUGGAGUGUUAGAGUGCAAAUUUCAGCUCCCCUUUGAAAAACUCGCACAAUUUGAACAGUCCUUCAUGUCUGAUGUAGUGUGGCCGGCCACCCAGAUGAAGAACCCAGAACCACUUUUGAGUUUUCUCAGUCAGAGAUUGGAUUUCAGAAGUAACUGGCCUCUGUUUUACAUCUGGGCUUCGUUUUCUCCUGAUAAGGAAAGUUUCUGGCUUCACGGUCUUCGGCAAUCUAGAAACGACACACUUACACCUUCAGACACAUUGACAGACAGUCAAACCCUGGUUUCAGCUGGUGGAGUUUUCGUGCUUGGCUUAUUCAAUAAAAGCUCUUCAGGCUAUUACUAUCUGGGAAUUUGGUUGAAAGCUGAUGCAGACAAGGUUGUUUGGGUAGAACGCGACAACCCCAUGAUAGAUUCAUCUACCCAGCUUCAAAUCCGGUCUGGGAAUUUGGUUCUCACAGACCGUCGUCAAGUUCCACUGAUAAUCAACUCAGGAAAUCUUGCCACCAAUACAACCAAUACAAGUGCCACACUUCUUGAUACUGGAAACUUUGUUCUCAAGGAAGCAGCUACAGGUACUACAAUAUGGCAGAGUUUUGAUAUUCCAACCGAUACUUAUCUCCCUGGGAUGAAGAUUGGGUUAUUUGGUCUAAACAAAACUGAGAAAGCAGGCUUUCACAUUCUUGUUUCUUGGGCAAGCCCUCUAAAUCCGACUCGCGGCCUAUUUACCUUAAGCGUUGAUGUCAACGACCACACAAGGAUUUUGGUUUGGCGAGGAGAUGGAGCUAAGAUGAAUGUCGCUUUCUGGGAAGGAAAUGGCUUACGAUUUAUUUUCCAGAACUCUUCUUCUGGGAAUGUGUACAAUUUUAGCUUCCAGUCUAAUGAAUCUGAAGCCUUCUACACUUUUAGCACCCCGAAGAACUAUGAUCUCAUUUGGUUUGUGAUGGCUUCCACUGGAACUCUGGACCACUAUUCUAUGUUUGAUGGGAAGAUUUCAAGUGUGAGUCAUGCUUUGUGUGAAGAUAUUGAUGAUGGAAGUUCUAAGAGGUGCUUAACUUCAUUACCAUCUAUGUGUGAAAAUGAUGGUAAAUUUUCUGUUAUGAAUGGUUUACUGCCAACUAACACUAGUGAUGGAUCCAUUGAUAUCUGGAGUGAUGAUUGUGAAACCCUGUGCAAAAACAACUGUUCUUGUACUGCAUACACUUCACGUCAUAAUGGACAGCCAGGAUGCCAAGUUUAUUAUGGGAGCAGACAGAAUCUUUUGAAGAUCGUAGAGAAGGGCGUGGGGGAUAUUUUCAUCCGCAGUGGUGCUUCAAGUGAUGGUAAGAAGUGGAAACUCUGGUUGUCUAUCGCAGGUCCUUUGACUUCCCUCUUGAUUUCUAUCUCCAUCUUCUACUGGUGGUAUCUGCGCUGCAGAAGGAAACAUAAAGAAGAUCAAGUAACCAAACGAGAAUCUGAUCAAGCAAGGUUGUUCCAAUUGUCCUCCAAUAAUGCAUCACCAAUACAGCUUGAUGAAGUUAGAAGUGCAAAUAACAUGAAAUUAGGUAGACAGAAAGACCAAGAUAUACCGUUCUUUAGUUUUUCUGCAAUAAAGACAGCAACAGAUCAUUUUGCAGAGUCCAAUAAGCUUGGGGAAGGUGGAUAUGGGCCUGUAUAUAAGGGUAAGUUGCUUCAAGAACGACAAGAAAUUGCCGUGAAAAGGCUUUCAAAAAUUUCCAGGCAAGGGUUGGAGGAGUUCAAAAACGAAGUCUCGUUAAUAUGUAAGCUCCAACACAGGAAUUUGGUUAGGCUUUUGGGAUGCUGCAUUGAAGCGGAAGAGAGCAUACUAAUUUAUGAGUUCAUGCCCAACAAUAGUCUGGAUUCCUUCAUCUUUGAUUCAAGCAAACAGGUACUUUUGGACUGGGAGAGGCGCGUGAACAUUAUUGAAGGGAUUUCUCAAGGUCUUCUGUAUCUUCACAAAUACUCAAGAUUAAGGAUAAUUCACCGUGAUUUAAAGACGAGCAAUAUUCUACUUGACUGUGACAUGAACCCAAAAAUUUCAGAUUUUGGCAUGGCAAGAAUUGUUGGCGAUGAUGACAUUAGGGGACAAACAAAAAGGGUUGUUGGUACAAUCGGUUACAUGUCUCCCGAAUAUGCCAUGGAUGGACUCUUUUCUGAAAAAUCAGAUGUUUUCAGCUUUGGGGUGAUCAUAUUAGAGGUCAUAAGUGGAAAGAAGAACAUAGCCUUUUUUUAUGUUGAUCAGUCCCAAAACCUACUUAGCAGGGCUUGGAAUUUGUGGAAAGAUGGCAACUGGUUGGGGUUGAUGGAUUCAGCACUUCUUGACUCCUGUUCAAGCAAUGAAGUAAUGAGAUACAUUCAGAUCGGCCUUCUCUGCGUUCAAGAAAGGGCCAUUGAUCGACCAUACAUGUCAGAUGUGGUUUUUAUGCUAAGCAAUGAAUCAAUUGCUCUGCCUCAUCCCAAAGAACCUGCAUUUUUAAGUCAUUUCAGCUCAGAUACAGAUUCAUCUUCAAGCAGGCAAAGAUAUUACUCUAAAAAUGAUGUAACCAUGUCACAAGUAGAUGCUAGGUAAAAUUCAUAAUUGUCUGGUGUCUACUUGUUUUGUCUGUAUAAAAUUUGUAAUAGAAUGUAACAGAAAUGCACAUUUGAUUCAAUUCUUUGUGUCCAACUUUAUAUUCAUGUAUUUAGAAAUCUGAUAAACCUCUGCUGUUGCAGUACAAAAUAGAUUUAUUUCAUCUGAACUAUCUCGUUA
Argentina anserina (silverweed cinquefoil) is the source of this 2875-nucleotide messenger RNA. Its product is annotated as receptor-like serine/threonine-protein kinase SD1-8. The record is from RefSeq and is a predicted model, not a curated record. Lineage: Eukaryota; Viridiplantae; Streptophyta; Magnoliopsida; Rosales; Rosaceae. Gene Ontology annotation, biological process: protein phosphorylation. The transcript has 9 exons. Gene Ontology annotation, cellular component: plasma membrane. The coding region runs from base 89 to 2695 and encodes 868 amino acids. Gene Ontology annotation, molecular function: protein serine/threonine kinase activity; ATP binding.